AUGGGGAGCGAGGCCGUUUUAAAGACGUUCUCAGGAGAGGAGCUCGACGAGGCCACGAAUAACUACUCGCGGGAAAACUCGCUCGGUCGUGGCGGCUUCGGCACGGGCUACCGCGGAAAGCUCGCGGACGGUUCCCCCGUGCUUGUAAUGAAGCUGAACCCCGAUAACACCCGCCAGGCGGCGGAGAAAUUCACCCGCGAAGUGACCAUCCUCACGCGCGCGGACCACCCGCAUCUGGUCAAGCUCCUCGGGUACAACCCCGAGGCACGCUGUAUCGUGUACGAGUCGCUCCCUGGGGGAACCCUGGAGGACCGUCUGCUGACGGAGGGGGGACGGAAAACGAUGAAGCAGAAGCACCGGCUGCGGAUCGCGGCGGAGGCGUCAGAGGCGCUGCUGUUCCUCCACCAUCUGGACCCGCCGAUCCUUCAUCAGGACGUGAAGCCCGGAAACGUCAUGUUGAACGAGGACCUGUCCUGUAAGGUCGGAGGAGUCGGUCUGGCGAAGUUCCUCCCCGCAAACGACUCGUCAAUCUGGGGAACGGUGGGUUACAUCGACCCGUUGCUGCUUCGCACCGGGAAAUACGGUCCGCAGUCGGAUCUGUACGGGCUCGGGCUGGUGAUCCUGCAGCUGCUGACGGGAGAGAAGGUGAAUAAGGUGCUGGAGUUUGCGAAAUUCGGGCUGGAGGGGAUUCUGGAUCAUUUGGAUAAGACGGUUCAGUGGAACCCGGAAAUUGCGAAGGAGGUUGCUGAGGCGGCGCUCAAGUGCAGGGACAGGACGAACCGGCCGGACCUGGAAACGGUGGUGCUGCCCAUGCUUCAGAAAUUCGCGGAGCAGACCAAGGGGGAGAAGGAUGCGGAUGCUGCUCCGCCUGCUGCUGCUGCUGCUGCUGCUGCUGGUUCUAAGGGUGGUGGCGGUGGUGGUGGUGGUGCGAGUAAGGGGCAUGAGAAGAAAGGAGCGGCGGCGGCUGCUGCGCCUCAGAAAAAAACGUUGUUUGGAGGCAGUAGCAGAUCUGUGCCAGCGGCUGCGCUUGGUGGAAGGGAGUCUGGUAAGACGCGAGUGCGCUGCAUGCGGUGCUUAAGACGAGCAGCAGCAGCAGCAGCAGCAGCAGCAGCAGCAGCAGCAGCAGCAGCAGCAGCAGCAGCAGCAGCAGCAGCAGCAGCGGCAGCAGCAGUGGCAGCAGCAACGGAGCACGUUGAUUGGGUUGAUGGUACUAUAGGUAGAGCGCAGGUAGGUUCUCAUUCAAGGAGGUGGGUUGGAGGCUGA
Molecule: messenger RNA, 1263 nt
Organism: Closterium sp. Naga37s-1
Lineage: Eukaryota; Viridiplantae; Streptophyta; Zygnematophyceae; Desmidiales; Closteriaceae
Source: the annotation of a GenBank genome assembly